AUGAAGGAGAUGACCAUCAGCCAAGAGAAGUUCAGCUCGGUUCAGCAGCAGGGGAGGAAGUGCUUCGAUGAAGGAGCCCUGCGGAUUGACACGGAGAGAAUUGUUGAGGAAUUAAAAAUGGCUCUUGGUUCCGUCAUGUCCUGCUUAACCCAGAUCUGGCACACUGAAGUGCCAGAAUCGCCUCCCUCGUCUCCCCAAAGCCCAACCCCGGCAGACCCCCGCGAGAGACACAUCCCGCUCAAUCCGAUCGUGAUCAUGUCUCCCUCUGUGGAAAACAGGCCCGCCGUGUGUUCGCCUGUGGGGUCCCCCUUGAGCUCCCCCAUCGACGGGAAGACCAGGCUGGGCUCCCCAACGGAACGGCCCACCUCGCCGAUCGAAUGCUCCAUCUGCUUCAACACCUACGACAACCUCUUCAAGACACCCAAGGUCCUCCAGUGCCAUCACACCUUCUGCUUGGAGUGUUUGGCCCGGCUGACGGCCGCCCUGCCGCCCAACCGGGUGGAAGACCAGCUCCCGUGCCCCUUCUGCAGGCAGCUCACCGAGAUCCCGCUGGAAGGCGCGCCGGGCCUCCAGACGUGCAAAGAGCUGAUGGCCACCUUACCGCCGGAACUCCAGAAGGAGAAAAGCCUCUGGAUGGAAGGGACCAAGCUGUGUUGCCGACAGUGCUCCGAUCCCGAGCACGCCCACACCUACGUCACUAUCGACAUCGCCCCCAGCAAGCCGGAAGUCCCCGAGACUCCCACCGAGGGUUUCAUCGGACGCCUCUCCCGCUGCUCGAUAUGCGACGACUGGAAACGCGUCCUCCUGCUUUCCGUGCUCAUCAUCAUCCUCUUCUGCAUCAUCCUGUGGCCCGUCCAGUGUAUCGUCAAGACGGGAAACUUGAGGUGCCUCAACAAAUUCACGUACCCGCGGCCCAAUUACGUGCCUUACCAUCUCACCACCCCGGCCCCCACGCUGGACCUCACCAAGCUCGUGGCGUGA
This is a messenger RNA of Thamnophis sirtalis, 981 nucleotides long. The record is from RefSeq and is a predicted model, not a curated record. NCBI's taxonomy places the organism in Eukaryota, Metazoa, Chordata, Lepidosauria, Squamata, Natricidae.